Messenger RNA from Oldenlandia corymbosa var. corymbosa, 324 nucleotides. NCBI's taxonomy places the organism in Eukaryota, Viridiplantae, Streptophyta, Magnoliopsida, Gentianales, Rubiaceae. The record is from the annotation of a GenBank genome assembly.
AUGAUGAGGGUUGAGCCGCCGGCAACAGAGCACUCAGUGAUGGCCGUAAUGGGGGCAGCCAGGCCUUCCUCCCGGAGCGCCUACGACAAGCUCGCUUUCGCCGUUCACGCGACCCAUUUCACCUCCGGUUUUGUCCUUUACAUCACCGGCCCGGCCGCCUUCCCUGACACCAAUCCGGCCAAAUUCUCCGACAACGACAAGGUUUUGUUUUCCCUCGAUUACGACGAGAUUGACAUUCAACACUGGAAUCAAGGCGACGACCGUUACGCCUUCGUGUACUCCAAACUACUGUUGUCAGACUCGGCUCGGAUACGGACUCGGUGA